Molecule: messenger RNA, 2944 nt
Organism: Laccaria bicolor S238N-H82
Lineage: Eukaryota; Fungi; Basidiomycota; Agaricomycetes; Agaricales; Hydnangiaceae
Exons: 3
Coding region: 155-2944 (929 amino acids)
Source: RefSeq, a predicted model, not a curated record
AAGAGCUCAGCGCUGAUGUCGUUCUACGUAGGAUCCUUGCGCGACAUGCCGCCUCGCGAGGCUUCAAGGUCUCCACCACUUCAUGAACGACCAAGAGCUUUAAAAGCACAAUCGAUGCCCCUAGUGCCAUCCGUCAAUCAGAUCUACGCUGCCAAUGGCGCUGCUCCGCCUGCCAAACCCGCCCAACAUCAUCGAUCCGACCCCAGAACGGCGAAUCACCCCUCCACCACCUUCGCAACAUUCCCAUUCGCAGCCCAUCAUCAACACCCAUUACCCUCGCCCCAUGCCUCGCACGGCGCCCCCUCAAUUUCUUACCAAGUUCGAAAUGACGGACGAGCUUCUGGCUGACAUCGAACGAGCAGAUCAACAGCAAUCACAAAACCAAAUCCCCCCUCCAGCUCUAGCUCCCGCUCCUCAUCCGUACACAAGUGGAUAUCCUCCACGAAGCGAAUCUCCGUUUCCUCCAAAAGAUCCCAAUGUAGAAAGAAUCCGUGCGAUGGAGCGAUCGAGCCCCAAUGGGCCUGAUAACGGUCAACAAAGACGAACUCGAGAACCUCAAGCAACACGAGAAAGUCCAAAAGCCCGCGAUCGUCAACCGACGUCUCCAAUCGCCGCUUCAUUCGCCGCACAGGUGCAGCAGGCGCACACCCCUGAGCGUAGAGGGUCGCCGCUUGUCCCUGGCCCAGGAGAGAGUCCUGCAGGCUACAUAGCCCAAUAUUCGCGUGACUCCCCGCCAGUGCUUCGCAGGGCUUCUAACGCUGUCAACCCCGAGCCACGGUCUAAUUUAUCGCUUGCGAGUCAAACGCCCCCACUGCAAGCUAUCGCGCGGACUCCCGAUCGAUCGUUGCCUGUUCAAGAGGAAGCUGAAGAUGAGUUUAGGAUUCCGUCGAAGAACGGUCUUGGUGCCCAUGAAUCAUGGAAAAAUAACAACGAACAGCAGGGUGUUUCGGAGCAGCAUACCUCGCGAAGACCGCCACCACCUUCGCCUACGCCGUCGUCUGAUUUGCAUCCUGAAGGGAACUCGCAACGAUAUGAUAUGAAUCUUACGCAUGGUGGACGGGAGAGUCGAACGGGUUAUCGAGGGGAGGAUGGGAAACCUCUUCUUGAGAGCCAACCGCAGACCGCGAGAUAUGUAGGCAGGGAUAGCGGAGAGGAGGAAGGAGGGUAUACGCCUCGGUCUCCGACGGCGGGGUUGCCUGAUGCGCCGCCUCAUGAUACUUUUUAUCAUCAGCAGAAUAUGGCACUUCGUCAGCCGGUGCGGGUUAAGACGAGGAACGGGUCUACCGAUGGGCUGGGGAUGAGGAGCUUGGAUCCGUCGGCGUUUGAGCAGACGCCGAGUUCUACGGCGUUGCCUACCCCGCUUUCUGAUCGCCCUUCUCAGUUUGUGGAGUCGCGCCGGUCGAUGCAGGAUUUGCAGCACCAGUAUCAUCCACAACCGCAGCAGGUGCAACAACACCAGCAAUAUCAACAACAUCAACAGCAGCAUCAUCAACAACAUCAACAUAAUCAACAACGUUAUACUCAUGACCCCCGCUCAAACCACAAUGGACGAUAUGCUCAACCUCAAGUUUAUCCUGACGAUUUCCAAAGUUAUGGUGAAGACGCCGCGUCUUCUUACAUCCAAUCCUAUCUACAAUCUCCUCGCCCAGAUGCACCGAUCCCUCCAACUCCCCGUAGUCAGAGCGCCGCUCCAUCGCCUUCCCCACUCAUUUCUGAAGGGUACAACAUGGGAGGAAAGGACCUACCAUUCAGCCCCGUAGCCCCCGUCGGCUCGCCCUACCCCUACCCCUUCUCCCACGUCCGUCGUAACCAACCAAUCAACGCUCCCAACAGACCCCACUACGACCCAAACCACCCAUCCGUAAUCCAAGAACAGCUCGCAAAGCAAUGGCAGAUCUACGCGCAGAACAACCACGGAAACAUCACCGACUCCACUUUAUCCCCAUCAUCUACCCCGUUCCCAGCCGCAGCUUAUAACCCCUGGGCGAUAUGGCAUACGAACCGUAUGGGACGGGUACACGAUACGACGAGCUUGCAGAGUAGUCCUAGCCAUGAGCCUAUUCCGUUACCUCCGCCGCCGAGGAAGAAGGAUAGGUUGGUGAGGAGGCAGGCGUCUACUCGGAAACCGCCCCCGAGGGUGGAUAGUACCCAGCCUAGGGAGACGAGCCCUGAGCCGUCUUCGUCUGGCGAGGAGACUGCGGGUGAGGAUCGGGGGUUCUCGGUUCCUCUUCCUGAGAUUAUUAAUAAUGGGCAUGGGAAUCAUACUUGGCCUGCGAAUGGGACUACUGGAUCCAUUGUGCUGCCCACGGCAGACGACGACCCUGAUUGGGUUGACGAGCAGGAAGAGGGCGACGAUGAUGAUCUUCUUGAAUUGGAGUAUCAUCCUAAUUAUAUCAGUAACGUUGAGAAACGUCGUAGGAAAUGGGAGAUGGGCUGGGAGGCGCUCGUUCAAGCUUUCCAAAACCUGGAUCGUCAAACCGACGCAACAAUGGUCCUCCUCGCCGCCCCAUCCCACAGCACAAAACUCCACUCCCUCCGCUCCCGUUCCGUCCGACGCCAACCAGCCCUCGCAAACUCAAGCAGCAUGUCAGACCUACGCACAGGAUUCAAACGCAUCGCGUCCCAACGCCGUUCCACACGCUCAAUGAAAAGCUCCCUCGUCGACCGACUCAUCAACUGCGCCGCCACCUCCGGCGCAGGCGGGGACGGCUCAGACGGAAGUUCCGAGUCGCGCGAGGAAGAUCUUAGGCACUUGUUGGAGACAGCGCUGGGGAGUUUGGGUGUGCUUGGGGGGAUAUUUGAGCAGAGGGAGAGUAGGUGGGUUGAGGAGAUGCAGAGGAUUAAUGAGGAUAGGGAACGGGUGGAGCUUUUGUUGAGGCAGGUUUUGGGCGAUAAUCAUGCUACGUUGCAGAGCCCGAGGGUGUUGAACGUUCAGGGACCUUGA